AUGACGGACGUCACGAUGCAGGUCGAAAACCCUCAAGAGACCAUGGAGAUGAUCAAACAUGGAGAGAUCGAUGAGUCCCUGUACAGUCGGCAACUGUAUGUGCUUGGCCACGAAGCUAUGAAGCGUAUGGGCUCGUCGAAUGUGCUGGUCGUUGGUCUCAAGGGCCUCGGUGUGGAAAUUGCCAAGAACAUUGCGCUCGCCGGUGUCAAGUCUCUUACCCUUUACGACCCCGCCCCCGUUGCUAUCGCAGAUCUUUCCUCCCAGUUUUUCCUUCAGCCUCAAGAUGUCGGCAAGCCCCGCGCCGACGUCACCGCCCCACGGGUCGCCGAGCUCAACUCGUAUGUCCCGGUUACAAUCCACGAGGGUGGGAAUCUCGUGGGGGAUUUAGAACAGCUGAAGCGUUAUCAAGCGGUGGUUCUGACCCAAACUCCGUUGAAGGAGCAGUUGGUGAUUGCGGACUUCUGUCACAAGAACGGCAUCUAUGUCACGAUUACGGAUACCUUUGGUCUAUUCGGGUAUAUCUUCAAUGAUUUCGGCAAAAACUUCACGGUCGGAGACAGUACUGGCGAGGAGGCCGUCGGUGGUAUUAUCGCCGAUAUUGAUGAAGAUGGCCUGGUGUCUGCCCUAGACGAGACCCGGCACGGCCUGGAGGAUGGCGACUUUGUGACUUUCACCGAGGUCAAGGGCAUGGAUGGCUUGAACAACAGCGCACCUCGAAAGGUCACCGUCAAGGGCCCAUAUACUUUCAGCAUUGGUGAUGUGUCUGGUCUUGGCACCUACCUGGGCGGCGGUCUCUUCACGCAGGUGAAGAUGCCCAAGUUUAUUGACUUCCAGUCCUUGUCGGAGCAGAUUAAAAAGCCAGAGCUUCUGGUAUCCGAUUUCGCCAAGUUUGACCGGCCACAACAGCUUCACAUUGGUAUCCAGGCUCUCCACAAGUUUGCGGAGACUCACGACGGUCUAUUCCCCCGUCCGCACAAUGACAGCGAUGCGCAGGAGGUUCUGAAGAUUGCCAAUGAGUUUGCCGCUGCGGGGGAGGAGAAGAUUGAGCUUGACGAGAAGAUCAUCAAGGAAUUGAGUUACCAGGCCCGUGGUGACCUGAACCCACUGGCCGCCUUCUUUGGGGGUAUUGCUGCUCAGGAGAUCCUUAAGGCCGUCUCUGGAAAGUUUAGUCCCGUUCACCAGUGGAUGUACUUUGAUUCUCUAGAAUCUCUUCCGUCUUCAACAACUCGGUCUGAGGAGAGCUGCAAGCCAACCGGUUCCCGUUAUGAUGGUCAGAUUGCAGUCUUUGGUAAGGAGUACCAGGAGAAGCUUUCCAAUGUCACUCAAUUCCUGGUCGGUGCUGGUGCUAUCGGCUGUGAGACCCUGAAGAACUGGGCCAUGAUUGGUCUGGGCACUGGUCCUAAGGGCAAGAUCUUUGUGACCGAUAUGGAUCAAAUCGAGAAGAGCAACUUGAACCGUCAGUUCCUCUUCCGCUCCAAGGACGUUGGCCGCCUUAAGAGCGACUGCGCCUCUGCUGCAGUGCAAGCCAUGAACCCCGAUUUGAAAGGUAAGAUCGUCACUCUCCGUGACCGUGUCGGUGCGGAUACCGAGCACAUCUUUAACGAGGAGUUUUGGAAUGGACUUGACGGGGUCACCAACGCUCUGGACAAUGUCGAUGCCCGGACGUAUGUGGAUCGCCGCUGCGUUUUCUUCCGCAAACCGCUCCUCGAAAGUGGUACUCUUGGUACCAAGGGCAACACCCAGGUUAUCCUGCCUUUUAUUACCGAGUCCUACUCCAGUUCCCAGGAUCCUCCCGAGAAAUCGUUCCCAAUGUGUACUCUGAAGAGUUUCCCCAACCGUAUUGAACAUACCAUUGCUUGGGCUCGCGAUCUCUUCCAGACCUACUUCGUUGGCCCUCCUGAGUCGGUCAACAUGUACCUCUCACAGCCCGACUACAUCGACCAGACUCUCAAGCAGGCGGGCAACGAGAAGCAGACACUGGAGCACCUUCGUGACUUCCUGGUCACUGAGAAGCCCUUGACGUUUGAUGACUGUAUUGUCUGGGCCCGCCAGCAAUUCGAGGCUCAGUACAAUAACGCCAUCCAGCAGCUGCUCUACAACUUCCCCAAGGACUCCAAGACAUCUUCUGGCCAGCCUUUCUGGUCCGGUCCUAAGCGGGCACCUACCCCUUUGAAGUUCGAUAGCUCCAACCCCGCUCACAUCGGAUUCGUGAUUGCUGGUGCAAACCUCCACGCUUUCAACUACGGUAUCAAGAAUCCCGGUGCUGAAAAGGGCUACUACCGCAAGGUCGUAGACGACAUGAUCGUUCCCGAGUUCACUCCCAGCUCCAACGUGAAGAUCCAGGCCGAUGACAAUGACCCUGAUCCCAAUGCCCAGCCUGCUGGAGCUACCAAUGAUAAUGAGGAGAUCGAGAAGCUCGUGACUCUUCUGCCGUCGCCCAAGUCUCUUGCUGGCUUCCGUCUUCAGCCGGUCGAGUUCGAGAAGGACGACGACACCAACCAUCACAUUGACUUCAUCACGGCGGCCAGCAAUCUGCGUGCCGAUAACUACGAUAUACCCCAGGCGGACCGCCACAAGACUAAAUUCAUCGCCGGAAAGAUCAUUCCUGCCAUUGCCACUGCCACUGCUUUGGUCACCGGCCUGGUGGCCCUAGAGCUGUACAAGGUUGUCGAUGGCAAGGACGAUAUCGAGCAGUACAAGAAUGGUUUCGUCAACCUGGCACUGCCGUUCUUUGGUUUCAGUGAACCCAUUGCUAGCCCGAAAGGCAACUACCAGAGCAAGGAGGGUGAGGUCACCAUCGACCGCCUCUGGGACCGCUUCGAGGUGGACGACAUUCCCCUCCAGGCCUUUUUGGACUAUUUUGCCAGCAAGGGCUUGGAUAUUACCAUGGUCAGCUCUGGCGUCAGUUUGCUGUACGCCAGCUUCUACCCUCCAUCUAAGGUCAAGGACCGCCUUCCUCUGCCGAUGAGCAAGCUUGUCGAACACGUCAGCAAGAAGCCCGUGCCUGAACACCAGAAGAACAUCAUCUUCGAGGUAACAGCGGAGGACCAAACAGAGGAGGAUGUUGAGGUUCCAUACGUGAUGGUUAAGCUGAGCAAAUAA
Messenger RNA from Penicillium canariense, 3102 nucleotides. It is a transcript of the gene ubaA, whose product is annotated as E1 ubiquitin-activating protein ubaA. Gene Ontology annotation, cellular component: SUMO activating enzyme complex; cytoplasm. Lineage: Eukaryota; Fungi; Ascomycota; Eurotiomycetes; Eurotiales; Aspergillaceae. Gene Ontology annotation, molecular function: SUMO activating enzyme activity. Bases 1 to 3102 code for a protein of 1033 amino acids. Gene Ontology annotation, biological process: protein sumoylation. The record is from RefSeq and is a predicted model, not a curated record. The transcript has 5 exons.